GAUUUGAAAUUUGAAUACGGUAGUAAGUUAUCCUGCAGUGUCGUACUUCGUUCUGGCUACUAUAUUUCCGGUUUUUCUUACUUCAAAUUCCUCAAUAAAGCCCUCAAUUUAAAUCCAUCGCUUUGGUUUUUGUCAGUCACUUCGAAUGCCUUAAGAAUCUUGCAUUCACGAUCAAAUCUAUCCCGGAAAAGUAUCUUCAAACAUUUUAAUUCCAGGCGUGUUAAAUAAGUUUUCACUAUGCAAGUAGAGUAUAAAUUCGAUGUGGAUUAUGCCAAAAGUAACAGAUCUAAUUGCAAUAAAUGCAGAGUUGAAAUCGACCAAAAUUCUCUGCGUAUCGCCAUGUUGGUACAAGCACCGAAUUUCGACGGGAAAAUCCCCAGAUGGUUUCAUUACGAUUGUUUCUGGAAAUCGAAAGCGCAUGUUGAGAGUACUGCUGAGAUUAAACAUUUCGAUUCCAUUCGUUGGGAAGAUCAAGAAAAAAUUAGGUCUGCAAUCAAUAGUGAAAUCGGUUCUUUAAAGCCAACCAAAACCCGUAAAUUCACUGUGAAGUUAUCAGAUGGGGAUUUAUCGUGUCCUCAUUGCCAGAAACCACUAAAGCAUGAACGUCAUACAGUAUGUGAAUCUGGAAAAAAGCCAACAUUCAUGUGUCACCUAUCCUGUUUUCUUAAAAGUAAUGAGUGUCCAGAGGAUAUUUCACAACUGAUAGGUUUUCGUAAAUUGUCGACUGUCGAUCAGGAUGCAGUUGUUUUGGCAUUUCGUGAAAACUCAAAGGAAAAUCGUAAACGUCCUGGACAGCAAACUGAACAAGAUUCAAAAUUGAAAAAACCUAAAUUAAAUGGAGAUGUUGAACAGGAUGAAUUACGUAAACAAAAUAAAUUAUUAUGGAGUUUAAGAGAUAAACUAGAAAGUCAAGUAUCCAAAGAAGCAUUAAUUGGUUUAUUGGAAUACAAUAAACAACAUGUUCCAUCUGGAUUAUCUCGUCUAUUAGAUGCAGUUGCUGACGCUAUGAUAUUCGGUGCUCUACCAUAUUGUCCUAGUUGUAAAAAUGGACCAUUACAUUAUAGUAAUGGACAGUUUAAAUGUAGUGCUAUGGCAACUGAAUGGGUUCAAUGCCUUUAUUAUACACGGACACCUGAUCGAAGAAAGUUUAAAAUACCUGAGGAAUAUCAUGAUGUUGAUUUUUUAAAAAAUUACAAAUAUGUUAAGCGUACACGAUUAUUUCCACCUGAUUCAGUGUCUGAUGUUACUGGUCCAUUAACUGGCCUGUUUUUCUACAUUACAAAUGGACCAUUCGACAGCGGAAAAACAAAAGAACAAUUAAUACGUGAAUUGGCCAAUCUAGGUGGUGCUAUUAUGAGUAAGCUCAGUGUUAAUUCAAUUGUUGUCUCCACAUUGAACGAAUUGGAACAAAUUCAAAGUGAUAAUAAUGAUACGAAUAAAACUUACUCGAAAGAAGCACUGACAACUGCACGUUCUUAUGGUUUACGUGUCAUUAAUGAACACUUCUUAUCAGAAUUCAAUCCUAACAGUUUGGACUCUAAAAAAUUGGAAUCGAAAAUCCAGCAACUCUUAGCCAAAUAUACAAUAUGCAAUUGGGAGGUGAAGGCUCGUGCAUUAAAAGUUGAGAAAGAGGUGAAAAAUUUACUAUUGAAUGAUGAUAACGGUGAACAAGAAAUGAUGCGAAUGAUAAUGAAAAAUGGUGCAGUGGUCGAUCCUCAAUCAGAACUGGUCAAUAAAGCCACAGUAUUGAAAGAUGAGAAGGGAGAAUUCAUGACUGCUGUACUCGGUAUGGUUGAUUUAAUCAAAGGUUCCAAUUCAUUUUACAAACUUCAAGCGCUUCAAUCUGAUAAAUCAUCACGUUGUUGGGUAUUUCGCGCAUGGGGUCGUAUUGGUACAUCGAUUGGUGGCACUAAAAUUGAAUCGUUUCCUAAUGCCACUUCAGCUCGUUCAACAUUCAAAGAGAUUUAUUUUGAAAAAACUGGCAAUGAAUGGGAGGAUCGUAAAAACUUUCGUAAAAUGCCACAUAAAUUCUAUGAGUUAGAAUUAGAUUAUAACUCUUCAAAGAAGAAUGAAAUUCAAACUAUCAGUAAUAUACCAUGUAAACUACACCCGGCUCUACAAUCGCUCUUAAAAUUUAUUUGUGAUGUUAAAUCUAUGGAAAAAACAAUGGCGGAGUUUGAACUUGAUCUAAGAAAAAUGCCUUUGGGUAAACUGUCUAGUAAUCAAAUUCAUGAAGCUUAUGAUGUAUUGAAUUCUCUCAGUAAACUUGUUAGUUCACGUCCUUCUACUAAACAACAAUCUCAAACAUUGGAUCGAACACAAAUACUAAGUGAAUCUACACGUUUCUAUACAUUGAUCCCGCAUGAUUUCGGUUUCAAAACACCACCAAUGUUAGAUAAUAAGAAAAUUAUUACCAAGAAAAUACGCAUGUUAGAAGAUCUGUUAGAAAUUGAAUUAGCUUAUAAAAUGCUACAAACUAAAGGAGAUUCUAAACGUAAUCCAUUGGAAGAGCAUUAUGAACAGUUGCAUACUAAAUUAGAGCCUUUAGAUAGUAAUUGUGAAGAUUAUAAAUUGAUUUUGGAUUAUGUACGUGAGACUCAUGGCGCUACACAUACACAAUAUACACUCGAAGUAUUAAAUAUCUUUGAAGUACAUCGUGAUGGAGAGGAUAGUCGUUUUGCCAAGUGUAAAAUUGCUCAACAUAAUAAACAGUUGUUAUGGCAUGGUUCACGUCAAACAAAUUGGAUGGGUAUAUUAUCUCAAGGUUUACGAAUUGCACCGCCUGACGCUCCAGUUACUGGUUAUAUGUUUGGCAAAGGUAUUUAUUUCGCUGAUAUUGUCAGUAAAUCAGCUAAUUACUGUUUUACGACACAAUCUCAACCGGAAGGACUCUUACUAUUAUGUGAAGUUAUCCUAGGUGAUAUGAAUAAAUGUUUACAAGCGGACGCGAGUGACUUGCCACCAAACUAUCAUAGUCGUAAAGGCAUUGGGUCAGUUACUCCGGAUCCGUCGACAUUUCACACCAAUAAAGAUGGUGUUGUUUAUCCUAUUGGUAAACCGAUUGAUUCAAAUGUAGCAAAUACCACUUUGUGUUAUAAUGAAUACAUUGUAUACCAUGUAUCACAAGUGAAACAAAAAUAUUUAGUUCGAGUGAAAUUUCAUUACAAAUGAACAACAAAAACGAAAUUGUUUUUUGUUCACAGCUAAAAAUUGUCAUCUCAAUUACUCUAUUUCUUAUAUCAAUCGUUUUGCUCAUGGUGUGUGUACGUGUCGUUGAUUAAUCUCGGUGCGUUUAUUACAUACAAUCAAUUUUAUUAUUCUCCGGUGUCUGAAUCAUUUCGAGUAUUAUUUUCAUUAUUAUCAUCUAUAGAGCUUAACAUAUAUACAUUCGUAUCAUUCAUUUGAACUCCUGAGAUCAUUUAACAGAGUCAAUAAAUCAAUCAAAUACGUUCAUGCUUUUGGUUGUUUCUUUUUUUUUUCUAAAAAAAUUCUUUUUAC
Molecule: messenger RNA, 3498 nt
Organism: Schistosoma intercalatum
Lineage: Eukaryota; Metazoa; Platyhelminthes; Trematoda; Strigeidida; Schistosomatidae
Source: the annotation of a GenBank genome assembly